AUGGAUGGCGCUCUCAUUGCCCAGGAAAUACAAGCGUCCGCCCAGGCGAUGUAUCCGGCCUUGCCUCCCGACCAAGCCCUCCUCCAAUAUUACCGCGACCUAUACAACUCUGUACCCGAAUCUAUCCGCUCACAGCUACCUGAGAUCGGGGUGGCACUCGGUGAACUCUCUGGCAUUCAGUACGUCGUCUUUUUAUGUCGAAUAGCUAGGAUCCUCUUGGGAGAGAGCAAGUCCGGCACAACAAUCAAGCGACCUAUUCUUAUUCCGCCUGUGGAGCAAAACAACAUAUCUUUUAUUAACGGUUCCCUCAACUCGGACUCGCGGUUCGCAAACGCAGUUACUUGUGCCGCCUUCAUCGGUGCUGCCCUUGCUGUAAAAGUGGGCAAUGACGCGAUCAGCCGUAUUGGAUCAGCUCUCGAUGCGAUCCGAAAAGAACUUUCCAUUCAAAACAUUGCCAAGGUUCAAGGCUGGGUGGCCUACACCUGUUCUACGUCUGGACUCCCGGCAAUACAACCUGGCAUGGAAGAUUCGCAGAGCGAUGUCGAGAUUCACCCCUGGGUCGGCAAUUCGGAGGCUACCAUCAUGAUUUAG
This is a messenger RNA of Diaporthe citri, 591 nucleotides long. RefSeq lists its product as uncharacterized. The coding region runs from base 1 to 591 and encodes 196 amino acids. NCBI's taxonomy places the organism in Eukaryota, Fungi, Ascomycota, Sordariomycetes, Diaporthales, Diaporthaceae. The transcript is spliced from 2 exons. The record is from RefSeq and is a predicted model, not a curated record.